AUGAUGGAACCAUUAUCACACGGAGAAUUUAAAUGGAUAGACGUCGAUUGUUUUGACGUCAUGUCGGUACCGAUAGAGUCCGACGUCGGUUACAUUUUAGAGAUUGACCUUGCGUAUCCACAAAACUUGCAUAACUCUCAUGUCAAUCUUCCGUUCUGUCCUACGAGAGAACGACCUCCUGGAGGAAAACGAUACGAAAAACUUUUGGCAACGCUGUACGAUAAGGAGCGUUACGUCAUUCAUUAUCGCAAUUUGCAGCAAUGCAUUCGACAUGGUUUGGUCGUGACGAAAAUUCAUCGGAUAUUAAAAUUUGCACAAUUUCAAUGGCUUCGAGGAUAUAUAGAACUAAAUACGCGAUUUAGAAUGUCUUCGAAUAACGAUUUCGAGAGAAAUCUUUACAAAUUGAUGAAUAAUGCGGUAUUCGGAAGAACAAUGGAGAACGUACGCGAUUAUAAAGACAUCCGACUUAUAACACACUGGGAUGGAAGAUACGGUUUAGAAGCAAUGAUAGCGAAACCGAAUUUUUGCAGUAGAAGUAUCUUUUCCGAAAAUCUGGUAGCCGUUGAGUUGCGUAAACUCGAAGUAACGUUGAACAAACCGAUAUACGUUGGUAUGUGUAUUCUUGAAAUAUCCAAGAUUCGUUUGUAUGAAUUUCAUUACGAGUACAUGAUGCCGUUGUAUCACGAUAGGUGCACGAUCCUAUACACGGACAAGGACAGUUUGAUUUAUUUUUUGAAGUGCGACAAUGUAUAUGAGGAUAUCAAGUGUAAUAUCACGAAAUUUGACACGAGCGAUUAUUCCGAGGAUAAUACAAAGAGGCACAGUCAAUUUACUUGCUGCUGCCUGAAUUUACGCAACUCCGAUUUGGCCAAAAGGAGCACGGAAAGUGGAAAGGGAAGAAGAUUGCAUUCGGUUCUUCACUUCCCGUUGUCUAUCAUUUCCCAAUUAAACUUGAGGAUGGACGACUCUAACGUGGCAUCCAUGGAGGAGAUCUUGGAGUCCCAGAUGUCAACGCGGGAAUUAAUUGAGAGGAUCAUCCCGAAUUUCAAUAAAUUAGGAAAGGCGAAGAAAACCGUCACCGCUGCGCGCAGCCGCCUCAUCACUCUCAAGGGCUACUGGUCUUCUCUCCAGGAAAAUCAUGCUCGGCUCUGCGCGGGGAUGGAGAAGGAGUCUCGCAAGUCACAUGAGUAUUUUUCGAAUAAUGUAUUUUUUGCGGUUAGCGAUUUAGUUGAGGAGGUAUCAGAUACCUUGAACGAUUGGAUUGAGAGAGCGCAGCAUGGUGCUACCUCCGUAGCGUUCGACGAUUCGAGUCAUAGUUUUGAAACAAAGACGGUACCAAUAAAACUACCUAGAAUUGAGUUGCCUAAAUUCUCGGGAGAGCUCACAAGGUGGGAAAAUUUUCGUGACGUAUUCGAGUCUCUCGUCGCUAGUAGACCCGAGCUGUCUAAUGUACAAAAGCUGCACUAUCUCAAGGCCAAUCUAACCGGCGAAGCUGGUCGCAUUCUAUCGACGACCAACGUCACGGAUGCGAAUUAUCAUGCCGCGUGGGAGUUAGUUAAGGAUCGCUAUGAUAAUCCUCGCGCGAUAGUGAAUGCUCAUCUACAAACACUUAUCGAUAUUCCGCUCGCGAAACCUAACUCCGCACCAGAUUUAAAAAUUAUUCGCGACCGAACAGGCGAAAUUAGAACGGCUUUGCUUAAUUUAAAGAGGCCAGUGGACAACUGGGAAGACUUGUUCGUUUUUAUUACGGUUUCUAAGCUUGAUAAGGUCACCCGACAAGACUGGGAGAUAUCUUUAGGAGAAAAUGUGGAGCUGCCGAGUUAUUUAAAAUUAGAUAGUUUUCUUACUUCGAGAAUUCGUGCAUUAGAAGCGACCAACCCAAACAAUACACUCGGGAGCAUUAACAAGUCCCAUAGUUUAAAAUCACAUCAAGCAGCGACCUUUAGACAUUGUUUACUUUGUGAAGGAGAUCAUUUCUUAAAUCAAUGCAAAAAAUUUCUUAAUCAAAGUAUCGAUCAACGAUUGGAAUUCGUUCGCUCACAUAAAUGUUGCUUCAAUUGCCUUAGGAAAGGGCACUUUCCGCGAGACUGUAAAAGUAAGCACGUGUGCAAUCUGUGUAAACGUAAACAUCACACGCUAAUACACAAAGAGAAUUUCGUAGCCGAGAGUUGCGGGAAAUCUGAAGCCGCGGGAACGACGGCCGGUGCAACCGCUCUUGCUGCGUCAAAUUCCGAGCAAAACAAGUCAGCUUCGGCCGAGGUAUCGAAUAAUUACGCAAGUCAAUCUAUUAAUAGUACAGCCAAUAUUGUCAUAUUGCCUACAGCACUCGUUAUUAUUAAGAGCACCUCAGGACAUUCUGUACGUGUAAGGGCCUUGUUGGACCAGGGAUCUCAGGCAUCCUUUAUUUCUAGGUCUGUCGUGCAGACAAUCAGAGCAGACCGAAAAUCUGUUUCUGUUAAUGUUUCUGGUAUUGCCGGAUCUAAAGCGGGCAUCGUGAAAAGCAUUGCAUCCUUUUUUGUCGAACCAUGUAAUCACGGGGGUCCUGUCCUCUCUAUAUCUGCUCUCGUAAUGCCCAAAUUAACGUCUUAUACUCCAAGGUCAGUCUCUCUUGUCAAGGAUUUCUCUUAUUUGAAAACAUUGACGUUAGCCGAUCCGGAGAUUUCUAGUAAGAGACCGAUCGAUCUUAUUAUAGGCGCAGACUAUUUCGGUGAAAUCUUGCGCGAUGGGCUCAUUCGCGGGUCAUCAUGUAACCCCACCGCUCAGCUUACAAUCUUUGGCUGGAUUCUCUCUGGCCAAACUCAGUGUAUAAAUAACGAUGCUUCGCAUCUUACAGUACACCAUAUCCAAACGGUCGACGAUUUAAACGAAUCCCUCCGAUAUUUUUGGGAACUUGAGGAAAUUCCAAGCCGCCCCCUCUCCUCGGAGGAGGACGAGCGGUGCGAAGCCCACUUCCUUUCUACACAUUAUAGACAACCUGACGGACGAUACGUUGUUAGGUUACCCUUUAAAUCAGAAAUUCCCGUUCCAAUCGGCGAAACGGAAAAUAUCGCUAAACGUAUUUUUCUGUCUAAUGAAAAUAGACUUAAAAAUCAAGCGGAGCUGUUAAAGGCUUAUUCUGUGUUCAUGGCUGAAUAUGAAAGUCUCCAUCACAUGGAAAGGGUCGAGUCAGACGAUAAUAAUACUCGUCAAAAGAUUUAUUUACCGCAUCACCCCGUUUUUAAAAAAUCUGAUCAAGCUGCUAAAAUUCGCGUAGUCUUUAAUGCAUCUCGCGCCUCGUCGAAUCACUCUACGCUAAAUGAUCACUUGCUGGUUGGUCCCAAACUUCAAGCAGAUAUUUUUGCUCUUAUUUUGAAAUGGCGUUCUCAUAAAUAUGUAUAUUCGACCGACAUUGAGAAAAUGUUUAGACAAAUUCGCAUGCAUUCAUCGGAUGUUGAUUAUCAACGCAUCUUUUGGAGAGACAAGCCAACAUCAAUUUUAAACUCUUAUCGCCUCCUGACGGUGACUUAUGGGACUGCUCCAGCUCCCUUUUUGGCCAAUCGCGUUAUAAAACAGCUCUCUCGCGACGAGUCACGCAGAUUUCCCCUCGCUGCUCCAGUGCUGGAAAGUGAAGUAUAUGUUGACGACAUAAUGUUCGGAGCAGAGGAUCUUGUGCUGUUAAAACAAACACGCGAUCAGGUUAAACAGAUGCUCAUGGCGGGUGGUUUCAAACCACAUAAAUGGGCAAGCAAUGAUCCUCGACUAAUGGAUGAUAUCCCUGAGGCGGAACAAGCACUGCGCGUAAACAAAACUUUUGACUGUACGACUAGUUUAAAAAUUCUUGGCAUCUCGUGGAAUCCCUGUGAAGACGAAUUUAGAGUGCAGAUUCGAUCAGAGAAUCCUUUGAUUUUUACGAAACGAUCAUUUCUUUCUUUGAUAGCACGGAUCUUCGAUCCCUUGGGGUGGGUGGCUCCUGCGACCAUAACAGCCAAAAUACUCAUACAAUUACUUUGGCUAAAUAGGGUGGAGUGGGACACACCCCUCACUGGUGAUUUAUUAUCCAAAUGCCAAUUGUUCACUUCUCAAUUAGCGGGCUUAGGUAACGUGUCGAUCCCCCGUUGGACAAAACUAGGGGAUGAACCUCAAGCAGUCGAGCUUCACGGUUUUUCAGAUGCGUCGAACGCUGCUUACGCCGCAGUCGUUUACCUGCGAGUUGAAUCUCUUGUGGGCCAACGACAAGUAUCUCUUAUGUAUGCAAAAACCAAAGUUGCCCCUCUCAAGGUAUUAAGCGUGCCCAGACUAGAACUGUGCGCCGCUGUUCUGCUCACAAGGUCCUUGGAUUUCGUGCAAAAGGCUAUGAAACUGGUGAACGUGCCGACGUUCUGUUGGACCGAUUCAUCAGUCGUUUUAGCAUGGCUAAACGCGACUCCUUCUCGCUGGAAAACCUUCGUAGCCAAUCGAGUCUCAGAGAUUCACUCCACUUUGCCGAACGCUGCUUGGAAACACGUUCCAACGGCAAUGAAUCCCGCCGAUUGUGCCUCUCGCGGCAUGUCCGCUUCUGAUUUAAUUCAGCACAGCCUAUGGUGGCAAGGUCCCACUUGGUUGUGGUGUCCCGCCACUGAAUGGCCUGACAGUAAAAGGCCCCUUGAAUCAAACGCUGAUUUAGAACGGCGUAUUGACAACCACGUACACUUUGCAAUGGACGGUGCUCAGAAAUUAGCAUGGUCGCUUCCGUAUGAAGUAUCGACGUGGUCACGACUAUUACGCAUAACUGCAUAUGUACGUAGAUUCAUUUUUAACACCCGUUAUACUUCGCGGCGUUUUGGUGAGAAAUGGACAACGGCUGAUGAAAUCUUUCACACGAAGAAUUUUUGGCUUAAACAAGCACAAGAAUUGAAUUUUGGAAAGGAAAUUACAUUAUUAAGAAAUGAUCUACCCCUGAAGAGCAGAAGUCCUAUCAUGUCAUUAAAUCCCCGGUUAGAUGAAGAAGGACUGCUGCGCGUGGGCGGACGGAUACGUCGCUCUAAUCUUCCUGUAACUGCGAAACAUCCGGUUAUAUUGCCAAAGGGCCGAAUAGCGGAUUUAAUCAUUCAAUUUACUCAUGUAAGCGUCCUUCACGGAGGAUUGCAAUUGACGUUACGUACGCUACGACAAAAAUAUUGGAUCUUACACGCACGCAGCUCUGUAAAGAAUUGUAUACGUAACUGUGUUACUUGCGCUAAACAGCGUGCAUCUCUUUCCUUCCAGCGAAUGGGCGAUCUCCCCGAGCAGCGCGUCACGCCUUCGCGACCAUUCGAACAUGCCGGCCUUGAUUACGCAGGUCCCUUUAAUAUUCGCUCUGCCAAAGGGCGAGGACAAAAAUCUCAUAAAUCAUACUGUGCGUUGUUUAUCUGCCUCUCAACGCGUGCGAUACAUUUAGAGGUAGUCGAUGAUUAUACGACACAGAGUUUUAUUGCCGCGUUCGACAGAUUUAUUGCUCGGAGAGGUCUCCCUUCGGCCAUAUAUAGCGAUAAUGGCACAAAUUUUAAAGGAGCCGCAAAGGAAUUAAGAAAACAAUUCCUUGCGGUCAUUCGAGACCCAAACGUACAGGAUCGACUUGCGUUAGAUGAAGUAAAAUGGAGCUUUAUUCCCCCUGCCGCCCCCCAGUUCGGUGGUCUGUGGGAAGCUGGUGUGAAGAGCGUCAAAUUUCACCUCAAAAGAAUAAUCGGAGAAUUUACUCCCACUUUUGAGGAGUUCACUACGUUAUUGUGUAAAAUAGAGUGCUGUUUGAACUCAAGGCCAAUUGCGCCACUGUUCGAUGAUGUGGAAAGUUUUGACGCCUUGACGCCAGGUCAUUUUUUAGUAGGCUCACAUUUAAAAUCCGUCCCUGCACCGAGCGUCUUAGAUUUAACCGCUAAUCGGCUUUCGCGAUGGCAGGCAGUUCAACAAAUGUUUGAAAGCUUUUGGAAGGUCUGGUCAGCUGACUACUUAAACACUCUGCAACAACGCAGAAAAUGGAAAAGUAUUCAGCCUAAUAUCAAAAUCGGCGAUCUGGUAUUACUACGCAAUCCGAAUCUGCCUCCCACAAAAUGGGAUUUGUGUCGGGUGAUUGAAUGUCACGCCGGUGAUGAUAAGUUAAUACGAGUAGCCACAAUCAAGACCGCUAAAUCUAUACUUAAAAGACCAGUUACUCAAUUGUGCAAACUGCCUGUUGAAUCGUCUACGCAUCUAGCUAUUCAAUAA
This is a messenger RNA of Cyphomyrmex costatus, 6198 nucleotides long. RefSeq lists its product as uncharacterized. Lineage: Eukaryota; Metazoa; Arthropoda; Insecta; Hymenoptera; Formicidae. The transcript is spliced from 2 exons. Gene Ontology annotation, biological process: DNA integration. Gene Ontology annotation, molecular function: zinc ion binding; nucleic acid binding. Bases 1 to 6198 code for a protein of 2065 amino acids. The record is from RefSeq and is a predicted model, not a curated record.